AUGGCAGAGAAGACCGUACGUUUACCUGAUUCACGGGAUGUAAACAGAUCAUGGAGAAGGAUUUCUACUGGAAGACUCAGUUUUUUAUACAGUGAAGAGAAAAUCCUUCCUAAUUAUCUCAAAUCAACAACUGGUUCUUGUCAUGAUGUCUGCAAAUACGGAAGAAAACAUGAAGAAUCUGAAAAGAAACCAAGAGUUUCACCUCUCAAAAGAGUUAGCAGAAGCUUUUCUGGUACUCUUAACUUGGAUUCACCUUUGAGGAAGAAGAAGGCAUUAACCAAAUCUACCUUGAAUCCUUCUUCCGUUGUUGGCUCUGAUCAUCAUGCCAAGAGCCAAGUUGGAAACUCUUCUAGUGGAGCUUGUAAGAAGAUGAAAGCAGAGAGAAGAGAGAAAAAGGCGGUAUCUUUGUCAGAAACUCGGUUAGUUGAUUCGACUAAGCGAAAGAAGAAGACGGUCUCACAGUCUUUCAAAACGUUUGGUGUGUCACUAGGAAGAGCUUAUUCAAGAUCUAAAGAGAUGGUUGAACAUAACAGGCAUGUCACUGCUUUGAAGCUGAAAUCUGUUGCACAAACCGCAGCGAUUGCUCUUCGACGCAGUACUAGAAAGAAGACUAAUGGCGGGUCUAAAACCACAGAACCAAAGAAAACAAGUGUGUCUACAAGAGCCUCAAUGUCCCCGAAACGCUGUUCUCGAUGCUUGAAGGCGAAAAAGGACAGUAGUAGUAUGACUGUUCCGCUAAGCAAAACCCGAAAACACGUAGACGAGAAGUGCAGCGACUUGGUUGAAGAGAAAACUCUCUAUGUUAUUAAGAUGGAAACAGGGAAUGAGAUUGUUGAAUCCGAUCAAAACCAACCGUGUGUCAUGGAUUCACCUAUCGAUGAUCGAAAGAGCGAAAAGAGCCAAGAAGAAUCUGAGUGUAUAAUAAGAACACAACAAGGCAAGGAAAAAGCAAAUCCCUCUCAACAGAAUCCACCAUGA
Messenger RNA from Arabis nemorensis, 978 nucleotides. The record is from the annotation of a GenBank genome assembly. NCBI's taxonomy places the organism in Eukaryota, Viridiplantae, Streptophyta, Magnoliopsida, Brassicales, Brassicaceae.